Molecule: messenger RNA, 2634 nt
Organism: Colius striatus (speckled mousebird)
Lineage: Eukaryota; Metazoa; Chordata; Aves; Coliiformes; Coliidae
Gene: VSIG10L2
Product: V-set and immunoglobulin domain containing 10 like 2
Biological process (GO): cell-cell adhesion
Cellular component (GO): cell-cell junction
Molecular function (GO): cell adhesion molecule binding
Source: RefSeq, a predicted model, not a curated record
AUGGGGCGCGGACCGUGGCUGCUCUGGCUGCUGCCGGCGCUGGCGGGGGGGCAGCCGCUGGCAGCCGAGGACGCGGCGUACGAGGAGCGGCGGGUGACGGGGGUGCGGGGCCAGGCGCUGGAGCUGAGCUGCGGUCCCACGGCCUCGGCCCCGCCGGCCGCCGUCUUCUGGAGCUUCGCGGCGAGCGGCUCCGGGCCGCCGCGGGCCGUGGCCGUGGGCUCGGGGCGGGAGGCGGCGGUGGCGGCGGACUCGGCGGCUCUGGGCCGGGUGUCGCUGCGGAACGGGACGCUGGAGCUGCGGGAGCUGCGGGAGGGAGCCCGGGGCCGAUUCCUCUGCCAGGGACUCUUCCCGGAGCGCGGGCGGCUCCGCGUCGCCUACGCCGCCGUCCUGCUCCGCGUCCUGGUGCCCGUCUCCAAGCCCUUCGUGCGGCCGACGGCGGCGGCGGCGGCGGAAGGGGCUGCGGUGGCCCUGACCUGCGCCGUGCGGGAGGGGACGGAGCCGCUGAGCUUCUCCUGGCAGCACCUGCAGCCCCGGGGGAGUCCCUCAGCAUCCCCCCCGCGGCUGGGGGACUCCGGGGCAGAGCUGCGCCUGACGCCAGCCAACCGCAGCCACGCCGGCUGGUACAUCUGUACCGUGGGCAACGAGGUCAACAACCACACCAGCGAGCCCGUCUACCUGGACAUCGUCUAUGGUCCCGACGAGCCAGCCAUCAGCGUGGAGCCCUUCUCCCCCGAGCACGGGGGCUUCUCUGCGGGCGAGCGGGAGGACGUGGUGCUGAGCUGCCUGGCUCCCUCCAACCCCCCCAGCCGUUACAUCUGGCUCCACAACGGUUCCCAAGUCCACACCGGCCAGAUCUACGUGUUGGCAUCCAUCGCCCGUGCCCAGGCGGGCACCUACACCUGCCUGGCUGAAAACACCCACCUCCAAACCCGUACCCAGGCCACCAUCGUCCUCACCGUCUACUAUCCCCCAGCUGGGAGCCCCAGCUGCUCUGCCCUGGCCACCGGUGACCUGCGGGACGUGGCCCUGCAGUGCCGCUGGCUGGGCGGCUUCCCCCCGGCACGGCUGCGCUGGGUGGGCCCCGGGACCCCCGUGGAGGAGGAGGAGGAGGAAGAGGGGGUGAGAGGGACGACUUUUUCCAUGGCCACCAGCAUCCAGCCAGGGGUGGCCACCAGGAAUGGCAGCUCCUUCUCCUGCCUGGCCUCCCACCCCGCGCUGCCGCAGGGGGCUGCGUGUGGGGUCACUGUGUGGCUCCCAGCCGGCGGCCCCUCCUGCGCCGCGGCGGCCACCAAAGGCGACGAGUACGUGAUGCUGCGGUGCGGCUGGGAGGGGGGCACGCCGCCCGUCACCCUGCGCUGGUGGGACAGCGGGGGACACCCCUUGGGUGACCCCACACCCUCCACCGCCCUCCUGGUGCUGAGACCUGCCGCCAGCAGCGGUUUGAGGGGCCGGGGUUUCACCUGCCAGGCCGCCCACCCGCUCCGGGCCAGCCGCACCGAGUGCCGCCUGCGGCUCGGUAAGCUGGGGCCGUCCCUGCUGUGCUCAGCCCUGUGAUGGGGGCACAGGGAGCUGCAGCUUUCUGUUGCUCACGUCUCCCCCUUUUCUCCCCACGCAGAGGUGCCGGCGCUGGAGGUGGAGAGGAGCGAGGUGGCGGUGCUGGAGGGCGGCGAGGCGCGCUUGGCGUGCCGGCACCGCGGCGACGGGGCGGCUCUGGGUGCCACCGUGGCUUGGUACGACCCAAAGGGACGGGAGGUGACGCUGGGGUUGGCCAAGUACCGCUUGGAGCGGGGAGGAACGUGGCUCAACCUCACGCUCCGGGAAGCCGAGUGGCCUGGGGACGGCGGGACCUACCGCUGCGCCGCCGCCAACGCCGUGGGCACCGCCAGCCUCGCCGUCCGCCUCCGCGUGGAACGGUACCCGGCUCCCCCCAACGUCACCAUCAGCAAGCUGCGCUACACGCGGGCGCGCACCGAGGUGCGGCUGGAGUGGCGGACUCAGGGCGCCGGGAACCUCACGGGCUUCGUGGUGCAACGGCGUCAGGCCAAGAAACUGCCCCGGCGGGUGCCAGGCCCCUGGGAGACGGCCGCCGGUGACAUCGAGCCCCAUUUCCGCGACCGGCGCCUGGGGGGGUUGGACCCGGCCGUGCUUUACGCCUUCAGGGUCCUGGCCGUCAACCACCGGACGGCCGGGCACCCCUCCGAGGUGCAGACGCCAGCCGAGCCUCCCUUUGAAGCCUACCCAGCGGUGACGGGGGCCGCGGUGGCAGGGAUGCUGGUGGCCACCGCAGCGUCUCUCCUGGCCGUGCGCUGGGUCGCCCACCACCGCGCUGCCCUCCCGCGGCUGCACGACCUGCUGUUCCGCACGGCCGGGCCCGGCGCACGGCGGCCCAGCGGCACCCCGGAGGAUGCCGAAGCGACGGCAGGCGGAGAGGAUGGAGCAGCGGCGGCCCCGGGAGCCCCCGGCGCAGAGCCGCUCUCAGCGCUGCCCGACAGCCCCGACGAGCCCCCGCUGAACGCGCCCACCGGCACCGCGACGGCUCCGCCGUGACCGCACCGGCUGAUGCUCUUUCGGGCCCUUUAUUUCCUCCCCUUCCCUCCCCCUCGUGUCGCGCCGCGGCCACUGCAGCACCCGCUC